Molecule: messenger RNA, 2498 nt
Organism: Prorocentrum cordatum
Lineage: Eukaryota; Dinophyceae; Prorocentrales; Prorocentraceae
Source: the annotation of a GenBank genome assembly
UCGAGAUCGCCCUGCCGGAUGGCCUGGACCCCUGGAGCGAGGAGGCGGAGCGGCUCCUUGGCAGCUACUCCUUGCACGUGGGCCUGGCCGACGUGAAGGACUGCUUCCACAGGUUGCGACUUCCUGGGUGGCUCUCCGAGUAUUUCUGCCUUCCCGUCGUGCCAGCGUACCUGCGUGGCGCGGAGGGCCAGAUCUGGGAGGGCAGGACACUGGAGAGGCACGAUCUGGUAAGUCCGUGCUGGGCCGUCUUCCCCAUGGGCUUCACGUGGAGCUUGUGGGCUGCCCAGCGGAUCAACGAGUACCAGGCGAGCUCUAUCUGCCCGCAGCUGCGCGAGAGCCCCCUGACCGACCGCGGCAGGCCCCCCGUCUUCGGUCCCAGCGUCCCCAGAGGCCACGUCUCGCACUAUGUGUACGUCGACAACCUGAGUGUGGCCUCCACCGACGAGCCCAUCGUCACCGACGCGAUCGCGCAGCUGGUUGAGGGCUUCGACCAGCGCGGCCUCCUCCUUCACGGCAACUCCGUGGGCGCCGAGGUCGAGACGCUGGGCACCGAGGUCUCGGGGGCCCUCUGGAAGACGAGGGUGACGCAGAAGAGGUUCUGGCUCAUUCGGCAGGCCCUGAACGGCCUCCUGCGACGCCGCCGCCUCACGGGCUGGGCGGUCGAGGUCUUGGUGGGCCACUGCGCGUUUGCGGGAUUGCUGAGCAGAGGUACGUUGAGCGUAUUUCAUACAGUCUACGCUUUCAUGCGGAAGUCUUAUGCCGAGCCGCGGGCGCUAUGGCCCGAAGCCCGCCAGGAGCUCGAGGCGUUCCGAGGCCUCCUCAUCUUCCUGGAGAGUGACUGGACGCUGCAGUGGAACGACCUCGUGGUGGCGACCGACAGCAGCCUGGAUGCAGGAGCGGUCUCGACCACCCAUUGGCCCCGAUCGCUGGUGGCCGAGGCGGGCCGCGUGCAGGAACGCGCCCGCUUCCGGGAGCCCGCGGCGGUCGAGGCCGACGGGGCUGACGGGGGCGCUCCUGCUGCCCGCCGCGGUGCGCGGGAGGCGGCGCUGGAGGCGGCUGGCUUCUGGCGCGACGCCGAUGGAGAGUGGCGGCUGGCCGAGGGCGUGAACGACGACGACGACGAGCUGGCCGCCGCGCGGGAGGCAGACCCGUCCUUCCCCGAGGUGCCCGCCGCGGGCUUGGCGAGCAGCCGCUGGCGCACCAAGCAGGUGCAGCGCUGGCGGUUCGAGGAGGGCAUCCUUAUCAAGGAGGCCCGAGCGCUGGUGAUGGGCGUCCGUCGUAUCGCCCAGUCUGUGCUCGGUGCCGCCUGCCGUCAACUGAUCUUGUCGGAUAACAUGCCCACCGCGGCCCAGAGAGCGCAGGACUGGCAGGCCAGGCAGAGCUUGACCGAGCUGCCGCCAGCGCCCAGGCUGCCCGAGCACGAACGCGACCUCCAAGCCCUCCCCCAGGGCUGGUCGCGCCCGAUCGUGGCCGACAGCGACGACGGCAGCAGCACCUCCGACGAUCAGCAGGUCGUGCCAGCCGGCGAGAGGCGCGAGAAGGAGCUGCUGAGGAGGGCAAAUCGGAGGCGACGUGCGUACGGCGCGGAGGCGGCGCUGGACAGCACGGCGGUGGAGGGCCAGACGUUCCUGGAGAGGCGGUCGGUGUUCGGGCCCGCGAGGAACCGCUACACUCAAGAGCUGGAAGCCUUCCUGGAUUAUUGCGAUCGGGGCCCGCAGCGGGCCUUGACCACCGCCUCAGAGGUGGGCGAGGCGAUGGUCGACUACAUGAACCAUCUGUUCUUCGACGGCCACGAGAGCGCCAAGGGAUGGCGCAAGCUGGCGCCCGGGCAGAGCCGCCGCGCAUGGCCUUUGGCCCUCUGGCGCGGGCUCGCCUGGCGCAUGGUGGUGCGAGGCGCGCUGCAGAUGGCGGUGUUCCUGCUCACGAUGGUCUCCGGCUACUUCAGGCCCAGCCAUCUGCUGACGCUGACGAGAGGCAACAUCAUCGCGCCUGCGAUGGGAGUGUGCCGCUGGUGGUCGCUACUGCUGUUCCCAGACGACAAGCCCCAGAGAAGCAAAACAGGACUGUCGGACGUCGGGGUGAUGUUGGACAGCGGAUGGUUUCAGCGCGCCAUGCCCAUCUUCCGAGAGCUCGCACGAGGGGAUCCCGAAGAAAAGGUGCGGGCGUUCAGUUACCCUCAGUUUCUGGCAGCGUUCAAGAAGGCGCUGAGCGACCUACAGAUUCGGGAGCACAUUGUCCCGUAUCAAGCCAGACACUCGGGGCCCAGUAUAGACAACGCUCGACGAUACAGAACGAUCGAGGAGAUACAGAAGAGAGGCCAGUGGAAACAUGCCAAGUCGAUGCAACGUUACGAAAAGGCGGCGAGGUUGGGUCAAAGCUGGUCACUCCUGCCGUCCCAACUGCAAGAUACUUUGACACAGUGCGAACUACGUCUAGAGGACUGCUCGGAAAAGGCGCAGAGACAAUUAUCCAGUGAGGCGGUGCGGCCGCCAGCGUAA